Molecule: messenger RNA, 2643 nt
Organism: Aspergillus ochraceoroseus IBT 24754
Lineage: Eukaryota; Fungi; Ascomycota; Eurotiomycetes; Eurotiales; Aspergillaceae
Exons: 5
Coding region: 189-2483 (764 amino acids)
Biological process (GO): mRNA processing
Cellular component (GO): spliceosomal complex
Molecular function (GO): mRNA binding
Source: RefSeq, a predicted model, not a curated record
CUCAUCUCUUCCAUCCCACAGAACACCUCACGGGUUCCCUUUAAGGAUAUCUACCUGUGCGGAGGGGUUGAGAUUAUUUUGCCAAAUCUACGCAGAUCGUGAAGAUACGACGACUUGCUUCGCGUCCCUCCUUUUUCUAGUGUCGCUCUCCGGUUUUGUCACUGAGGUGGAGCUACCGACCUGUCGCAAUGUACAAUCCCUAUCAACCUCCCGGUCUCUAUGGCCGCCCCCCCGAGUACGGAGCUUAUCCAGGAGCACCUCCGGGCAUGGCUCCUCCUCCCGGAAUGGCUGCACCUGGUACUGCUCCGCCAGGCAUGCAGCAAGCGAAUGCCCAGCAGCCUGGUCGACCUGCAGGCUUCCCGGCGAACUUUCAACCUCCUCCGAAUAUGCCAAAUAUCAACUUUUCCGCUCCCGUAAUUCGACUUGGGACAUCCGGUCCAUCCAAAUCCGCGACUCCAGAUACCACAAAAGAGCGCGGCGGCGAAUCGGGUGGUAGACGGGCGGGGUUAGGAUCAUCGAGCCUGGAGUCCCAGCGCCAGAAUGUGCGAGAUGCAAUGAUGCAGCUACAGCCGCCUACGAGAGAUGAAAUUGUGAGGACCCUUUUUGUUGGCGGGAUUACCGAGGGCCUCGGUGGCGACGAGGGCAUGGAGCGGAUUCUACGGUCUGCUGGUAAUCUGCGGCGCUGGAUCCGUGCCACGGAUGCUGAUGACAAACCAUGCAAAUUUGGCUUUGCAGAGUACGAGGACCCUGAGAGUCUAGGUACGGCUGUUGAAGUGCUAAAGGACGUGCAAGUCCCUGUGAAGAGACAGAUGCCGUCCGACGGAGAGGACAAAGAACAGCAGGAGGUGGAAAAGAGCACGCUAUUGGUUGUUGUUGACGAGAGCUCUCUCAAAUACUUGGAGCAGUACGAAGCUACUAGAGGUGACCGAGACCCGGCCGAGCGCGAGGCCCGGAUGGAAGCCGCAAAAACCGCUCUCUCCAACGUCUUGUCCGACUUGUGCCAUCCAACAUCGCCUACCCAGACCGAGGACGCUUCCGCCAUUGAUCGGGAGGGUGAUACCGCAAUGAAAGAUGCUGAGGGCCAGAAUGAUGGUACCUCCGCCGAGGUCGUUACCAUUCCGAUCACAGUGGAGGAUGAGCUCUCUGACAUCCCCCCCGAGAUGAGAGAAACCGUCUCAAAGGAAAUUGCCGCAUUUCGCGAGCGUAGCAAUCGCCGGGAUAUUGAGCGCCUGAAGAGGGAGGAGGAGAUUGAGUCUAUGGAACGGGCCCGAAACGCUGGCCCGCGAGUCAGCCGCUUAGCAUCUCCUCCACCUUCCGCGCCUAGUGGACCGGCUGCGGGCGCAAAUGGGAUUCCUCUAGGCUCCCGAGAUCGUGGAGUGCCCAAUGCCCCCUCUGGGCCCAAGGGCUUUGGUGUACAGAUUCCAAAGGACUACCAGAAGGGCGUGUCGUUUGUCAACGGAGGCGCCAUCAAUGGAACAACCACAGUCUUCAUGGAUCGUGAAGACGAGGGAUCGAAUGCAAGUGAUGAGGAGCUGGAAAGACGGCGACAGGAGAAACGCGAAGGGGACCUCGAGAAACAGUUCCUUGAUCAGGAGCGACGCUGGCUCAAUCGAGAGCGUAGCAGAACGGCAGCGCUGGAACGAGAGAAAAAGCGGGAUAAGGAAGAACAGGCUAAAGCUCAAGAAGUGCGCGAUGAAGUGGCUAAGCGAAUGGGCGAGUGGAAUGACGAAACAGAGGCUACUCGGAAAUCGAAUGAUUACUAUGUGGACCGAGGCGCCUGGUUACGUAGCCGUGCAGCUUUCCGGGCUCGUGAGGUGAGCAUGGACGAGGCUGAUCGCGCGGCAGAGGAGCGGGAACGCGCGCGGUCUGUCCAGCAACGUGAACAGGCUCGGGGUAUGGCAGACGACUUCCUGGCCCGCCAGGCCGAAGAACUGGAGACCCGAGUCGAGGCGCCACGGGAGCCCCAGCGCUUCAAGCUGUCCCUUGGCGCGGCAGCCCAAAAGGCUCAAGCCGCUACCAGCCGCCGAACCGUUGCCGAAGUGGAAGGUUUGCUCGAGGAUGAAGAAGAGCCAGAGGCUACGGCAAGACGACCCCUCAUCCCGAUCAAGUUCGACAGCGCUGCAGAAGCUGCCGGCCUGUCCGAAGAGGAACGAGCCCAGGCUGCACGACAACUCGCCGCGGAGAUCCCUACGGACAAGGAAGGUCUAUGGAAGUGGGGAGUCAAGUGGGAAUUUGUGGACGAGUCUGUGGUCAGCGAGCAGCUCAAACCGUUCGUGGAGAAGAAGAUUGUGGAGUAUCUGGGAGUUCAGGAGCAGAUGUUGGUGGACGUGGUGGAGGAGCAUGUUCGCAAGCAUGGAAAUCCUCAAGAGCUUGUAGAACAACUGGAAGAGGCACUCGACGAGGAGGCGGAAGUGCUGGUCCGGAAACUGUGGCGGAUGAUUAUUUUCUUUUCGGAGAGCGAGAAGCGAGGGCUUUCAGGAUAAACAGUGUAUACUCCUUUCAUCCCCAACUCCUGUAGGACAUAGCCAGAAUCUAUACAAAAGUCGACCACGGAGCGCCCCCGAUGGAAGAAAUGGAAAUGUUUCUGACUGCUGGAAUAAUUCUUCCACCAAUAAGACGCGCCAACUGGUCCAUAGUAGCUGC